Pistacia vera is the source of this 1314-nucleotide messenger RNA. RefSeq names its product protein MRG2-like. The record is from RefSeq and is a predicted model, not a curated record. Gene Ontology annotation, cellular component: histone acetyltransferase complex; nucleus. Bases 32 to 1009 code for a protein of 325 amino acids. The transcript has 10 exons. Lineage: Eukaryota; Viridiplantae; Streptophyta; Magnoliopsida; Sapindales; Anacardiaceae. Gene Ontology annotation, biological process: chromatin organization; regulation of DNA-templated transcription.
AAAAGUUAAAAUAAAAACGAGUCAGCCGAAAAUGGGAAGCUCAAACACGGAGCUUAAUAACGAUUCUGCCACGGAGUCUGAUGAUGCAACGAAGAUGGACGCUGACACCGAGAAAACAGAAACACACGACGACUCUCCUCCCGUGUUUGAAGAAAAUGAAAAGGUCCUCGCUUUUCAUUGCAAACACAUUUACGAUGCCAAGGUGAAAAAAGUCCAUUACCGGAAGAAGGGCACUAUAUAUUUUGUUCAUUACCUUGGGUGGAAUAACAUCUGGGAUGAAUGGGUCAGUGUGGAUUGUCUGCUGAAACGUACAGAUGAGAAUGUCCAAAGGCAGCUGGCCAACAACAAAACAAUUGAAUCAAAGAAUUUAAAGCUAGGGCAUGCAUCACAGAUGAAACCAAGAAGUACUGAUGUUGCAAGGGGCAAGAAACGAAAGAAUGACUGUCUUGAUAAGGAAAAGGGCCACAUACCAAUGGAAAAUUUUGUGAACUUCCAAAUUCCGCCAACUCUACAGAAGCAACUAGUUGAUGAUUGUGGAUUAAUUACACAUCUGGGCAAGCUUGUUAAACUUCCGUGCACCCCGACUGUGGAUGACAUUUUGGAGAAAUAUCGUCAUUAUAGGUUGGAGAAGGAUGGGUUGAUAGCUGAUUCAACUAGGGAAAUGAUAAAAGGAUUACAUUCUUUCUUUGACAAGGCUUUGCCAAUAAUGCUUCUGUACAAAAGUGAGCGCCAACAAUAUGAAGACACCAUGGCAGUUAUGGUUGCUCCCUCAACUAUAUAUGGUGCUGAGCAUCUAUUACGCCUCUUUGUUAAAUUGCCAGAGUUAUUGGUCCAUGCAAAAAUUGAAGAGGAAACAUCGACAAAGUUGCAGCAAAUGUUACUGGACUUCCUCGAGUCAGUUAUUUUUUCAUGCAGGUUCCUGCGAAAGAAUCAGAGUUCCUUUUUCCUUUCAACUUACCACAUUGCGGAAGAUGUUGAAACGAGUACCAACGUAAAGGAAGAUGACUAAGCUUAGGUAACAUGUGGACGUCAUUUUGUACAUAACACCAUGGAAGUAACUGUUGUUGGUAGAUAUAUUCUUGCCUUUUGUAUCUCCUUUAUUAUUUUUGGCUAGAAAGCUUAGAAACUUGAUAACUUCUGUUGCAUGUCUUCAGAAACAAGUUGAUAAGCUUAAGCAUGAUUAUAUCUUUCUGCUAAAUGGUAUGUAUAUAAGUAAUACCAUAGGAGGAAAAUCCAAGUAGCUGUCCUUGAUUAGUUGAAAAGUUUACCGAGUGAAAAGCUUUAUAAUGCCACACAAUUAAACCCAGAAUCGGA